Molecule: messenger RNA, 1152 nt
Organism: Fusarium oxysporum Fo47
Lineage: Eukaryota; Fungi; Ascomycota; Sordariomycetes; Hypocreales; Nectriaceae
Exons: 2
Coding region: 398-1078 (226 amino acids)
Source: RefSeq, a predicted model, not a curated record
CUGACACAGUCAUUAACUUCAAUAUAUUUUAACUUUUCUCUAUUGAACAUCACCCGCGAAUCUUCUCCAAUUUUCUCCCGCCCUACGAGGCCCGAGUGGGUGGUACCAAGGCGGAUACUCGGAACAUGGGCCGUUUUAAUCUCCUUUCUAAGUCCGAAAUAAGGCAUCGGAGUGUUUGAUUCGAGCAUAGCGCUGUCGUUAAGCAGCCGCCGAAGGAUUCAAUCAAUCAAAGGAACCGGUGAGUCUCUAACGCUUUGAAACUAGUUGAAUAGGGGAGGCUCUUUUUUCUUAAAGUCUCCGUGCAUCGUCGUUUUCUUUAGUCGACCGUCGUUCGUUCAGCAUUCAACCCAAUACACUCAUUCAUUUGCUGCGCAGUCACUCUUUAACAAUACUCACAAUGGCUCGGUCUCUUGCUCUUCUUGCUGGUGCCCUCGCCACUGUGGCGGCCCAGACAACCACCGUUGAAUUCCUCCUCCCCAUGUUCGAUCCUCAGCCUCUCGAUGGCUCUGUUGUUGCUGUGAAGGGCGGCGCGACUACUCUUGCUAUCCACUGCCCUGAUGCGAAGGCGACAAACUGCGGCCUUGCCGGCACCAGCACCAUUGUCGGUGGCCCCUCUACCAUUGAGUACUCUUACACCAUGCAUCCUGAGGUUGAUGGAUUCGAUGGCGGUGAAAUUAAGCAAAACAUGGGUUGCGUCCUGGACCCCAAGAAGGAUGUCGCUACCUGUUCCGUCCACCAAGUUGCAGUCCUCUCUGGUAUCACCGAUGUCACAUCCAUGACUGAUAGUGUGAGUGGCUACAAGUCGCUUCUCAUGCCCAUCACUGUUACCGCUGGCGUCAACAAGCUCAACGGCAACGACGAUGCUUCCGCUACCGAGGCCGCUGGCUCUGAGGCUACUUCUGCCGAUAAGCCCAAGGACACUGGUGCCAAGGCCACUGAUGCUGCCGACGCUACUACUGCUUCUUCUGAUGCUGCUGCCACUCCUGUGAGCUCCGACAAUGCCGCUGGUCCUAUGAUUACCCAGAAUGCCAUUCUGGCUGCGGCUGCUGUUGUUGGUGGUGCUGCUAUGUUGUUGUAGAUGUGAUCAUGUGGUUUGGACAAGGGGUUUGUAGUGAUGAUGCCUAAUUAAACAUUUAUUGGUUCGGGGCCAAA